Messenger RNA from Papilio xuthus (Asian swallowtail), 2589 nucleotides. RefSeq names its product Ceramide phosphoethanolamine synthase (gene Cpes). Lineage: Eukaryota; Metazoa; Arthropoda; Insecta; Lepidoptera; Papilionidae. Gene Ontology annotation, molecular function: phosphotransferase activity, for other substituted phosphate groups. Bases 1037 to 2140 code for a protein of 367 amino acids. The record is from RefSeq and is a predicted model, not a curated record. Gene Ontology annotation, biological process: phospholipid biosynthetic process. The transcript has a single exon. Gene Ontology annotation, cellular component: membrane.
ACAUACGCGCCAAAAACAAUACACUAGGAAAAAAAAGAAAAAUGGCACGAAAAUAAGAUGAUGACACCGGAUCUUAUAGUAUCACGCUGACGCAUUGAUAUGCUGCAGUUCAUCUAGGCCAACAACUUUUAUUCUUCAAACUUCAUGACCUAGACUAAACAAACGAGUCGUUACUGAUAUAUAAAAUGCAUCACACACACAUAAAAAAAGGUAAAAGCCAAUAUUAGCCUACGUUUAAAACUGGUUUACUUUCUAUUAUCGUGGUUAGGAAUAUCGAAAAUAUAAAUAGUAUAUGUAGUUUGACUGCGACUCCUCUUGUUAAACUGUUGUUUUGGCGCCAAACGCCUAUUGUUUGUUCGUUGCGUCGCUCCUCGUCGCAGUGAGGCAAACGCUCUCCAGACGUACAGCCAGCAAGCAACCAAAGCCAGUUCGCCAACAGCGCGGCUACUGUGCGCACGUGUUUACCUGUUAUAAACAACUUCUAAAGAAAUCUUAUCGAACUGUGUAAACAUUGUCACUGAAUCAAGAGUUUUAUGAAGUUAUUUUUAAAAUUCAUUAUGAAAUAACACAAAACGAAUCGUACAUUUGAAGUUAAAAAGUAUUGUGUGGGGCGUGCUGUUUUUGAUAAAAUAUCCGUCCGUUCCGUCAAUGGUCGAAUCGAUUUUACGAAGAGUCGUGCCGCAGUAUCGAGGAACUUGAAGGCUUGUUUGGAUUGUGUUAAUGUGAGAAACGAUUUCAAGAAUCGAUGUGGAUGUGUGAAGUGAAAUUUAGUUUUUAAUCGACUGACCAGUUUUAAUGAUUGUGGUAUCAUCGUAUGGUAGUUUAUUUAUAAUACUCCGUCCGUAUCCCACGCCUCUACUAAAAUAAAACUCUGUUUUAAGUAUUAUAAGAUCAUGUAAUGUGUUCAUCGUCCUAUAACAAAUCUUUCGCUCCGGCUGUAAGCUGGAAGCCCUAUAUUUUCUAUUUAUUUCGAGUGCGUAUAAAUCGACCUCGAAUAGGAUUUGACGCAACCAGUUAUAGUUUAUUUUAAUUCAAAAUGAUGUGGCCUUCGUCGCAAGCCAGUAAAAUUCUAACCUUUCUUCUGUUUAUUACUAUCCUAUAUUGCAUUUGUAUGGAUACAUUCUUAUUUUUAAGGAUACAGAAUUAUAAAAUAGAUAUUUACGAUGUUCCCGAAAAUGCAACUCAAGAGACGUCAACACAGAAGUAUACACAGUUAGAGAAUUACGAAGAUGUGACGUGGGUGCCUUGCCGCAUUAAUCCGUUAUGUCAUCCCACGGUCAAAGCUUUGAUGGUGGAUCAUAUCAACCAUUACAUUUACGGCCCUUUAUGUGCUAUAGUUGAUAUAGGAUUAGGUAUAUCAGAAACUAUGCUAUUUAUAACACCUAAUAUAAUUUCCUUCUUCCAUGUUUUUGUUGCUUGUGUUGGAGCUAAGCUUAUAACAUGUCAGAAUUUAGCUGUACGUCGUUUGGCGGUGGUUCUAUUUCAAUUAAGAAUGUUUUUGGAUGAUUUAGAUGGGCAUGUUGCUAGAGAAAGAAAGCAUAUAAAGGGCGAGAGGUCCGAAGUGGGCACACUGGGUUACUGGGUUGAUGGAAUUUGCGAUUUAUUGGGUGUUAUAGCUAUGAUGGUCGGUAUAUUACUUUAUUUGAAAAAUAAUCCACCAAGACGUGGGUACAAAGGUACCCCAGUAAGUACUUUACCAUACCAUCAGUUGAAAGAGAUAAAUACAUCUGAAGAUAUAGAAAAAGAGCAUACCACAGAAGUUGGUAUUUCUUAUAAGACUAAAGUAAGCUUCCAAAGGAUAGUUCAAGUUUUGGGAUUGUUUUCUGGACAGAUGAUGCUAUCUUCGAUCGCUUGGAACCGUUAUAUAGACGUAUACCAAGAUUUGCUUGAGAAUUGUACGGAAUACGACGUAUUCAGAAGAGCGACCAUGUUCAAAUCUGGUCUAUUCUUCUUCGCGACCGCUCUAUGGAGGAUUGUGAACCCACACAGUUACCUUCAUCUUCUUUCCCUUGCUGUAUUCUGUGAUAAAACAUGGGGUUUCCUUAAAACUGUACAUUAUAGUGGGUAUAUCUGUCUGGUUAUAGCUGUGGCCACAUCAGAAUAUUUGGUGGAGAAUAUCAGAUCGUAUGUUGUAAGUUAGGGCACACGGCCGUGAACCGUAAAGUUAUUGGCACACUGGUGUUUAUGUAUUGAUUGUGUUCGUACCAAAUGUAAAAUCCUCUUUAUAGUCUACAAUUUUAAAAUAUAUUCGAAGCUUUUGAUAAGGAAUAAAACACAUGAUAUCGGGUGGCGUGGUUUCGUUGACUUUGACCUUGGAUAGUACUACGAAUGCGUUCGAUAUCGUUCGAAACGAAGCGGUUUUUUAAACGGUAUAUCCGAAUUAUUUUGUUGCAAUUAGGGUACGGACUAUUCAAGGGGAAUUCCCUUGUUGUCUAUCAUUGUUGUUUUUAGCCUCGUGUGGUCACUAUCACUUCCAGAUAAUUUCCGGGAUGUAUCUUUAUAUCUAAAUAAUAAAAUAGUUGUAUUAUACUGAUACUAUUAACAAUGUUGUUUUAACAAGACUUUUAAGAUAUAAAGGCUUUAUUUUUU